Cajanus cajan (pigeon pea) is the source of this 2836-nucleotide messenger RNA. RefSeq names its product phospholipid:diacylglycerol acyltransferase 1. The record is from RefSeq and is a predicted model, not a curated record. Lineage: Eukaryota; Viridiplantae; Streptophyta; Magnoliopsida; Fabales; Fabaceae. Gene Ontology annotation, biological process: lipid metabolic process.
CGCACCUUCCAAAAUUCCUUAUUACCUUAUGCUUUUUUCUCGGUAAAAUCUCAGAGAAAAUACAAAAGACAGAAAGAAACAGUGGUCUAGAGAUGCCAUAACCAAUAGACAAGCUACUUUAACAUUUCAAUCUUCAGCUGAACCCGUUUCUCACUGAACACAAAAAAACUGAAACUUUUUUUUUUAAAAAAAAAAAAAGAAAACUUAGCUCGUCGAGCUGCCCAUUGCGAUUUUGAUUCACGAGCUUUUCAUUUCCGUUUAAAUUUUCAAUCUUUCUGAAGAAUAAGGCAACCCCAUCUGUUUAUAAUUAUAUGGGGCAAAAGUAAACAAAAAAAAAUUGAUUGUAUUUUUCGAGGGAAUUCAGGUUUGAAGUUUGUAACGUGUCUUAGAACAUGUCUUUGAUUCGACGGAGAAAAGGGUCGGAAGCGGAAAAGGAUCCAAGUCCGAGUUCGGAGCCGAAGAUUCUAAGCGAAGAGGAUAAGGAAGAUGAUAAUGAUAAGAACAAGACUAAGAAGAAGAAAGAUGCGAAGGUGAAGAGGAACAAAUGGUCGUGCAUCGACACGUGUUGUUGGUUCGUAGGUUGCAUUUGCACGGUAUGGUGGUUUCUUCUGUUUAUGUAUCAGAUGAUGCCUUCUUCGCUUCCUCAGUAUGUGACUGAGGCCUUCACUGGGCCCAUGCCUGACCCACCGGGCCUCAAGCUCAAGAAGGAGGGGCUCAAGGCCAAGCACCCUGUGGUUUUUGUGCCCGGGAUUGUCACCGGAGGCCUUGAACUAUGGGAGGGUCAUCAGUGCUCUGAGGGCUUGUUCAGGAAACGCUUGUGGGGUGGCACUUUCGGAGAAGUCUAUAAAAGACCUUCAUGCUGGGUGGAGCACAUGUCACUGGACAAUGAAACGGGAUUGGAUCCACCUGGCAUAAGAGUUAGGCCUGUCUCUGGACUUGUAGCUGCUGAUUACUUUGCUGCAGGAUACUUUGUAUGGGCAGUCCUAAUUGCUAACUUGGCACGCAUUGGUUAUGAAGAAAAAACUAUGCACAUGGCUGCAUAUGAUUGGAGAAUAUCAUUUCAAAACACUGAGGUUAGGGAUCAAACACUCAGUCGGAUAAAAAGCAACAUAGAACUUAUGGUUGCUACUAAUGGUGGGAAUAAGGCAGUUAUUAUUCCACACUCAAUGGGUGUGUUGUACUUUCUUCAUUUUAUGAAGUGGGUUGAAGCACCAGCUCCAAUGGGUGGUGGGGGAGGACCAGAUUGGUGUUCCAAAUAUAUAAAGGCAGUUGUAAACAUUGGUGGACCAUUUUUAGGUGUUCCCAAGGCUAUAGCUGGCCUUUUUUCAGCUGAGGCCAGGGAUAUUGCUGUUGCCAGGACAAUAGCACCAGGAUUUUUAGAUAACGAUUUGUUUCGCCUUCAAACCUUGCAACAUGUAAUGAAGAUGACCCGUACUUGGGACUCAACAAUGUCAAUGAUACCAAGAGGAGGAAAUACUAUAUGGGGUGAUCUUGAUUGGUCACCAGAGGAAGGCUAUCUCCCUAGAAAGAGAAAGCAAAACAAUAACUAUACUCAGUUGGCAAGCCAAGAGACAAAUCAAACAAAUGUCAACUAUGGAAGAAUUAUAUCAUUCGGAAGAGACGUGGCGGAGGCACAUUUCUCUAAGAUUGAGAUGGUUGACUUCCGGGGUGCCAUCAAGGGUCGGAGUGUUGCAAAUACCACUUGUCGUGAUGUGUGGACUGAAUACCAUGAAAUGGGAUUGGAGGGAGUAAGAGCAGUUGCUGAGCAUAAAAUUUACACAGCUGACUCAAUCGUAGACCUGCUUCAGUUUGUUGCUCCAAAGAUGAUGGCUCGUGGUAGUGCUCAUUUCUCUUAUGGAAUUGCUGACAAUUUGGAUGAUCCUAAAUACAAUCACUACAAAUAUUGGUCAAACCCCUUGGAAACAAAAUUACCAAAUGCUCCUGAUAUGGAAAUCUUCUCUAUGUAUGGAGUUGGCUUACCAACUGAAAGAGCUUAUAUUUACAAGUUAACUCCCUUUGCCGAGUGUUACAUUCCUUUUGAAAUUGACCCUCACGCAGAUGGUGGUAGUGACGAAGACAGUUGUCUAAAAGGUGGUGUCUACACUGUUGAUGGCGAUGAGACUGUGCCAGUUCUAAGUUCAGGCUUCAUGUGUGCCAAAGGUUGGCGCGGAAAAACAAGAUUUAACCCUUCCGGUAUUCGCACCUACGUUAGAGAAUAUGAUCAUUCUCCUCCGGCCAACCUUCUAGAGGGCAGGGGAACACAAAGUGGUGCUCAUGUUGACAUCAUGGGAAACUUUGCAUUGAUUGAGGAUGUUAUAAGAGUGGCUGCUGGGGCCUCAGGAGAAGAACUAGGAGGUGAUAAGGUGUAUUCUGAUAUCUUUAAAUGGUCUGAGAAAAUCAAGUUACCCCUGUGAAUGAAGCACAUUGUACUUCCACUCACACUCAACCACUUCUCUUGAAGGAUCAGAUCGGAUUAUUAGCUUGUUUGGAUACAAUUUAAAAGUGUUUUUGAAAAAUUCUCAUUUAAAAAAUACUCUUUAUAUUUUUAUUGGAAAAACUCUUAAAAACAUUUAGUUUGUAUCCAAACAGGCUUUAUGUAUAAUUUUUGCAGUAUAAUUUCACUGCUACCAGAGUCCUGUAAGUUGCUCUUCGAAUUCUUAUUCUGCAUAUCAAAUACCAGUUCCAUGGUGAACUGUGUAAAUUGGUUACGUUGAAAGAGCAUGUAUUGAAUAUAAUAGUUAUUGAUGUAAGCAUUUGAUCAAUCAUUCAUCUAUGAGAAACCUAGCCUGGAGUUUGACAUUAUUCUUAAUGAGAUCAACAGUUUAGUUAUGGUAUA